This is a messenger RNA of Ochlerotatus camptorhynchus, 7801 nucleotides long. RefSeq lists its product as uncharacterized. The transcript has 11 exons. Lineage: Eukaryota; Metazoa; Arthropoda; Insecta; Diptera; Culicidae. The record is from RefSeq and is a predicted model, not a curated record. The annotation marks the transcript as partial. Gene Ontology annotation, molecular function: cell adhesion molecule binding. Gene Ontology annotation, biological process: cell-cell adhesion. Gene Ontology annotation, cellular component: cell-cell junction; plasma membrane.
ACUCCGUUGGUCUUCAGCGAUUCGCCGAGCAACCAAAGUACACAGAGGUCAAUCCUGGCCAGGACGCUUUGCUAGUAUGCAAAGUGAUCGACAAACGAGGCGUUUGCUCGUGGCAAAAGGACAAUAAGCCAGUUGGGAUAUAUCUCAAAAAGUAUGAAUGGGCCAGUCAGUACGGAAUCGGCCAAACGACGCAUAUAGGAGGCGAUUGUUCGCUGUGGGUUCGAGCAGCUCAGCUAGAAUUUGAUGACGGUCUUUGGGAGUGUCAGGUGACUGCGAGCGAUUUCACAACACAGGAUGCCCUCACUAGUCAACCUGUCAGAUUGGUAGUCAGAGUUCCACCACAACGACCCAGACUCGAACAUGAAGGCGUUCAUGUUCCUCCCGGGCACAACGUUACCGUAGAUUCCGGUGCGAUGGCCACCGUGAAAUGUGUCUCGCACUACGGAAACCCUCCAGCGCAGUUGAAGUGGUUUCUAGGUGACCAGGAGAUAACGCCAUUGCAUCCGCAAAUGAACUCGACAGAACCAGACAACCCUAGGACAUGGUCUGCAGCGUCCGUGGUUCAAAUUCCAGCUAACAAGGAUCGACAUGGUGCUAUUCUUAAAUGUCUAGCGAUACAUGAAUCGUACGCGGCCCGCUCGGUAGCUGUCGAAGCACGAUUGGAUGUGAAGUAUGCGCCUACGGUAAGACUUUUAGGCGCGCCACAAAUCGACCUGGAGGAAGGAAAAGAUUCACUCAUCCUACGCUGCCAGGCCGAUGCCAAUCCUACAGCAAGCAUUGUAUGGCGACGGGCGGGCCGCUCGGAAAUAGCUAGUUUACAAGAAUCACUCCAACUGAGACCCGUUGGCAGGCGUGAUGCCGGUCUCUACACGUGCCAAGCGCAAAACUCUGUGGGCACCUCGGAAACACUUUCAGUUCAAUUAGAUGUAAAAUAUGCCCCAAAGAUUUUAUCAGCCGGUCCCGAUCGAUUAACAACGGCACCGCUGUUUAGUCCCGCUGCCUUCGAAUGUGUAGCGGAAGGAAAUCCGCAACCCACAUACAAAUGGGUGCAAAGGAUCUCCACACAGAGUAAACCAUUCCUCGACAGAGGACGAGAGUCAAGACUGGUAAUAGAUAACGUAACGUACGACUAUCAAGGCGAGUAUGAGUGCCGAGCGACUAACUUCAUCAAUGGUCAGGAAAGGACGGCCACAUCCGAUCCGAUUGCACUUCAAGUAGUCGGUGCACCACAGGUUCUGCGAACGUCAUCAACUGCUUCUGGACAUUCAGUUUCAGUCCGGAAGGGAGACUCUGCCACACUUUCGUUAAUAGUGUGUGCCGACCCACGGCCUCGCCACGUUUCCUGGGAAUGGGGCUCGUUGCGGUUAGAAGCUGGAUCUGGUAUAGGCCGCUUUCGGGUCGAUGACGUUACACAGGACAGCCGGGAAGAUUGUUACCUAGCAACGUUGCACAUCGACGAUGCUGACUUGCAGGACCAGCGUCCGUAUUAUCUGGUGGUCGAGAACGACCGAGGCACCGACCGACAUGCAGUAAAUCUGCGAGUUGAGGGGAUGUUUUCAGUGGAACCACUAGAAUUGAGUUACCUGCUCGGAAUCGCCGGGGGAUGCCUGGCGGCUUUCCUAAUCCUCGUCUGCCUGUGUAUCUACGCGAUACGGACGAGGAAGUGUUGUUUUAGAAAUCGAAACAACUACAAAACAUCAGAAAAGGACAGCGAAAAAGCGGACCUGAAAUCACGAUCCGACAGCACUAGCGUACCGCCGCUCGAUUCCAUCUAUACCACUCCGACCGGCUUCCAUCAUCAUCACAACGGAACGCCCGGCUCGCCGGAAGCUAUGAAGGUACGAAUGGCUGCUAUGAUAUUACAACCACCGACAAGGGUUUAUAACGGUAGCACUAGUCCGAAAAAUGCUUCAAACACUGACCGAUCGGUUCCCGGAUCCGACUCAACUAGUCCCCCUAGCCGAGGCGAUCAAACGGAACCAAUCGCCAGUGCCAGUAGCUAUCAGUCUCAGACUAAAUCUAACGACAGUAAUGAAACGAAUGGUGGUGGCAUUCGCUUGUUCAAAGUAAGUGAUUAUAGUGUGGAGAAAUUCAAUCGAUUUCUAGAUAAACUAGAUAAAAAUAACUUUUUAAUUAAAACGAACUUUAAAAAAUCUUACUCACUAAUUCUAACUAGGUCGCAUGUAGCAGAGCAGAGUUUCGCUGUAGCGUGCACAACCAAAGAUAGUAACAAUGACAGCAACAAUAACUGUAAUGAUAGUGUAGAAGGGAAGAAGCAAAAGGGAAAUUUAAUUAAAGCCAACUCCAGCACGGGCAUCUAUCAUCAACUGGGAAAGAGCAUUGAACAGCCACAAGAGCAAUUGGACAGCAAACGGAAGCCACCAGUGACGCAUGAUUUGAAUUCUAUCAGUGACACCGGAAUUCAACAGUAUCCGACUGCAGAGAGCAAGCAGAAGGAAAUCGAAAGGGUAAACGAAAGGCAAAGGCCAGCGGAAGCUGGCAAUAAUUACAAAACCAAAAGUUUGUCAUUGUCGUACUGCAAUGAAGGUGGAAAAGAUAACAACAAUGAUAGCGAUGAAUUUUGCCAGUCGGAAAUAUUCGAUAACGACUCGACAGUUCCCGAGAGCCAACUAGACUUUGUUGUGAAUGAUCUGACCGGAGAUGCAGAAAAGACGGCAGAUAGGAUUCAAGUUCCUGCUAGGAAAAUGGAAAACAAUUACGAGAAUAUACGUCCAUGCAGUAGCAGCACACUGAGCCACUGCUCGAGAAAGCAUAUCCGAAGGAAAUCCAAUAUCUCCUACCGGAAUUACCACCAAGAGGACAAUAACGGUCGAAUGAGCCUAUCGAAAGAGGAGCAUGAAAUCAGUAGCAACAAUGAUGCAAGAAAUAAAAGUGCCAUACCUACACGUUUUUUCAAACGCCAGGACUAUGCUCAGCCGGAGCUUGAUUUCCCUUCGGACUACUCGGAACCUGGUGGCGAGGGAACAACAUUUAGCAAGCGAGGACCAAAAGUCAACGCCGAUCUGUUCCAUCUGCCGUUUGGCACCCGCAAGAAGCAGGACAAAAUGCCCCAGUUGAAAAAUAUAAAUCUCAACUUCCCCAAUAAAACCACCCAUUUUGACGAGCAAAACCAGCAGCCAUCGAAUAAAGUAGCGUGUCAGCCUCACCUGGUACUGCAUCCUGUUCAGUGGCAGAAAAAUGAAAACAAAUAUUUUAGUAAAGCUAAAACACAAAUCUUGAAACUCGGUCAACGAUGUAAGCUCCUUGGCACCACAAAGGAAAAAAGAAACCACUACAUCAGCUCAUACAACUUGGAUGACUUGAUAAAAGCCACUCAUAAGUACGAAGAAAACGAAAAAUCCAAUCUUAGCAAUAAAAUUGUAUAUAAAAGCUACAAGUCCGAGUUGGAUCUAACGAAAAAUCUGGCCUAUCUGGAUACGUUCCUCAACGAAACGUUCGAUAACGAACCGGAACAGGAAGCACAAAAAGUGCGAAAACCAACGCGUCCGCGCCACGUACACAAGCGUGCAAAAUCCUGUUCGAAAACUCUUGACCAGAUGCUGAUGACAGCAUCGACCACAACCGCACCGCUGCUGAUGCCGCAGCCUAAUAACGCACGGACGCAAAACCUAAUUCUACUGGAUGACGCGUGGAGUGAACAUAAAAAAGUCAACAGUGAACAGCUCAAAAACAACACAGUUUCCUCCUGUUCUAGAGCUAGUAGAACUAAUAAAACAAAAUUAGCUAGUCUUAUUAAAAUGGAAAAUGACUUUAGCACGACGACGGUGGCGAACGAACAGAACCUGUUCAACGAUGCACGCCCGGUGAUGGCGGGAGAAAAAAGUGGCAAGAGUAACACCACUUCUAGUUCGCUCAGCAGCAGUGACUACGCUUCCGUUUACAGUGCACCUUCCCCCGGUGCUGGAGGCAACAACUCGAGUGGUAAUAAAAUUCAAAAUUUGAAGCUGAUUGGUACGCCCGAGGAAACACUGCGCUGCUGCGGCGAACGAGGUGACUUUAUCGAGUACUCUCCAAAACGUCCCUCGAAAAGUAGAACCGAAGAAAAUGACUCCAACCUAGACCUGUUGGUGCUAGACGAUGGUAGCUAUUAUUCGCUGCGAGCCAAUAAAUCACACCAAAUUCAUAACAAUUCCUCCAACUGUUCAAUUCCUAUCGAACGCUCCCACAACCAAGACCCAGAGUUCUAUCCACAUGAGUUUCAUAAUGCGUCCACCCUUCAGCUGCCACGUCUAUCGCAGCAGAACCUAUACCCAGAUUCAUCAUCGUCAACCCAUCGACAGCAGCGAGCAACACGUGAUCCGGCACAGUUUCGGAAGCAACAUAACAAUCCUCAUCAUCGCCGCCACCACCAUAAUCACACUCAACAGCGCCAACAUCCACGUCGAUGGCACCAUCGACAGUCGCCACUUGAGGCUGAUUUAACAUAUCAAGAGGAUUAUCUGGAGCACUAUCAAAGCACACGAGCAGCAGCGGCAGCGGCUGCAGUUGGAUUCAAACCGGUACAAUCGAAAGGAGGAAGUGGUGCAAGUUCCGGUACCAUCGAGAGCAAUUGUGAUUCUUCGCUGGAAUACUUUCCGAAUCAAUCAUAUCACUACGGAAAUACAAUCAUCGAUAACGAGACUCUAAGAAACAAUAUUUCCGUUAACGAACGAGGCCACGUCGUCGACAACGCCGACAAUGACGUUGAUGAUGAAGAUGACGAUUCCAAUUCUCUGGAUGACAAUGGUGUCGAUGAUGACGAUGAUGACGACAACGAUGAGGACGCCGACGACGGCGACGACGAUGGUAACCCAAAUGGUGAUAACGAUGGCGAUAGUGGCGGAAAAAUUGCGCGGGAUGUCAUCGUCAGCCAUGACUAUAACGACCGUGUAGCAGGGCGAAGCCGAGCGCACAGUUUCACAAAUGAUUUCAGCCAGAAGGAUUUUCUGACAAGCUCCAGAUCCUUUAGCAGAGGCACUGCUGUAAAGCUCUCGCAAGCCAGUGGAACUGUUAAUCCUAGCUUCCUAAGCAGUUACGGUCCGCAUCGGGUAAUUGUCUCCAAAUCGCACAAACAGCGUGGUGAGCUCGUCUUGGAGUACGAGUGUUAGCAGGAAAUUAAACCUUGCCCUGCAAUCACAUAUUCUCUGAACAUAUCGCAUCGGAUGUACUUAUAGGCGUAGCUGCUCGAGCAAAGCACACAAUUAAUCCUACGACUCAAAAUGAAAUCGAUUUUCACAUGUGGAACAUAAUGUGGUAACGACAAUAAUUAGUAUGUAAGACGAGAGACACUCGAACAGUCUAUACAUAUAUAGUGCAUAAGUUAGUUAUCCCAAAGAUGAAAGUUAGUAGUAUUAUCAACGACAAGUGAGUGUACAUGUUUGUAAAUAAGCGCUUCGGAUUUAUCCUUUUUACGUAACAGAGUUUGCUACAAAGUUGGAGUUGCUUAAGAUGAGAAUUUUAUACUGUUACGAUGAAGUUUGUUUGUAAAGUUUAAUUAAUUACUUUUUGGCGUAAGCAUUAAAAGCAUACUGCCAGCAGCCGGUGCUAAUGGUACUCUCAACUUUAAUGGCCCAAACGUAAACUGACCAGGGAAAUUUAAUUUUGUCCUCGCUUAUUACAUCUACGAACCAGCAGUGAACCACCCUCCACCUGAUAAUAAAAAAUAAAUAACUUCUCAAUGGUGGCCACUUCCUUCAAGUUUGAAAUCUUAAACGACCGAAAAGUGCUUUGCUAAUCAAUAAAUAUCUUCUCCAUUUCUACAAUAUACAUUCAAUACAAAAUGCCUCAGCCCAGCUGUCGAUUAUCUUCGUUAAAGAAUAAUUUCGUAAUUGCAAAAUAACUCACUUUGAAUCGAAAAUACCCACUGCAUCAUUCCCUGUGCCCAGCGUGGCCCACCCACAAAGGAUAAGGAAUCCGAUGUAACGUUCUCAAUCUUCGUUACAGGAGCUUGCGGCACCCAGUAAGCAUAUUCAAGAAAUGUUUCCUCACAAAGUCAUAACAAGUUUUUCUCUUAAGCAAGACAGUGGCAGUGUCUCUUUCUCUGUCGUUGAGGGAAAGACAACGCUUCUAUACAUCCGCUGCACUGUGCUCAAAUUGUUUAACGAAGAAUUCCACUAACGACCAUGUUUAGUCUAGGAAGGCUUCGUCAAAACUAUUUAUUAGGAAACUUUGAGAUUAUGUAUAAACCACUGAACUUCGAUCAUUAUCUUCUUCGUACGAUAACCAAUUGAAAUGUUUCUGAACACAAGAAUUUAAAAACAUUACUGCAGUAUAUCGAGGGAAAAUUUUAUCAUUUUUUUUUCAAGGGCCAACCCCUAGAUUUGUGCCAUUAGGUGAAAAAAAAACUCUCUGAAAAUUUCAGCUCAUUCCGAUGUAACACGAGCUGGCGCUUUUGAUUUAAAAUUUAUAUGAGGAUAUUGGUUGAAAUGUAUGAAGAAAUAAUAUCCCUUCACCCUUUCGUGUAUAGAACUGGCUCAGCAAACUUCAGCUGCCUGUAUCUGCAACAUAUAAACUAGAUUACCACUAAAUAUAAAAGUUCAAAUUUUGCACAGGCCAACAUCCAGGCUCGUGUCUUUAGAUGCAAUAACCACUAUCUGAAUGCUUCAGCUCUUUUUAACUUUACACGGGCUGACGCUUUUGGUUUAAUGUUCUUGUAGAAGAUUUGGUUGAAAUUUCCAUACACAAAAUGCUCAUAUACAUUCAAAAGCGAAUACCUCAAUAAAACUAACUGGAUUGCAAUCUUCAGCUAAGUUGUUACUAAUUAACUGAACUACAAGUUUUGAAAAUCUGAAUCAAAUCGAGAACAAGGAAACUUUUUUAUGAUCGAUUGAGUGUAGGAGUGCCCUUUCUUCAUGUAUAUUAUACAAAAUUCAAACUAAAAGCGCCAGCAAAUUGGCCUUGUUGACUCUAUAUAUCAGUGCCGUUGUGUGCUAUUGAUGCAACAUCCUCAGUCAAUUCAAAGUAGCUUAGAUGCUCCAUAAAGAUAGGCUAAUUUACGAUUCAAUACAUGAUUCUACCAUGACCUCAUCGAUUACUAUAAAGAGUAGUAGCAGUGAUAGUGUACAGCCUUGCUUCAUGCUAGCGACUAAUCGGAUAAGCCCGGACAUGACUUCAUUAGGCGCAGGGCUCUGCUCGAAAAUUUAUAAUUUUAUCCGGCACUCUCUUGCGUCUCAGGGUGCCCAGAGAUUCUCGUGAUUGAUUCGUAUGAAUGAUUUUUCGUUUUUUGAAUACCAAAUGCAGAAACUCUCCCAAUAACGAUGCAUCCCAAUCGUCACGCACAGUAAAAUCCCCCUUCUUUUGGAACUUCACAUAGAAGUUCUGCAUUCAGUCUAUAGGAAAACAUACAGUUCCCCAGAUACUACAGAAUAAUUAAUUAAACACUUUGUGCGAUCAGCAUGGGGUCAACUUUAAGCAUCUCUGCUAUCGAUCUCUGUAGCCUUGUUGGAUUUCAUGUUUCGGAUAGCUACUAUUAUCUCUUGAAGGGAUGGAGCCUCGGAAUUGUCGCGAAGGAUGUGCCCAUCUAUGCAAACCAACAACACCGGAUACCCUUCAGUGUUCUCUAAUUUAAAGUAGGGUGCAUAGUCAAUAUCGGUGUCCUUGCUUGAUAUUGUCGCCAAAGAAUUCGAUUUUGUUUAACAAAAGGGUGCGACUUUGGAGGGAGCUCUCAUUUUUCGAAGGGUAUAAAUAGCUGGACCGUACAGUUAGAAUCGAUUUCUUACGUUAUAUGCAUGAAUGGAAACUGUAUCAAAACCGAAUACUUCCUCUUUACAGAAUAGUGAUGGAGUAAUACGACCUGCACUAA